This is a messenger RNA of Solanum pennellii, 2530 nucleotides long. RefSeq lists its product as uncharacterized. The transcript is spliced from 7 exons. Bases 125 to 1222 code for a protein of 365 amino acids. NCBI's taxonomy places the organism in Eukaryota, Viridiplantae, Streptophyta, Magnoliopsida, Solanales, Solanaceae. The record is from RefSeq and is a predicted model, not a curated record. Gene Ontology annotation, biological process: RNA processing.
UUCAGUACAUUAAACAUAUUACAUAAGCUUAUAGCUUAUAUCAGCUUCACGUACCCAGAGGAAGUCGGCGGCGGUUUCCUUUACCGACUCCGGCGACGGCGGAAAACCAUCUCCGACGGCAAUAAUGGGUAAGAAAUUAUCGAGGAAGAAUGGAGUUGGUAAAGCACCUGGUUCAAUUACAUUAAGAGAAGAAUCAGGUGUGAAGAAGAAACAAACUCAUGUUAAUGCGAAAUCGAUGCUGAAAUUGGAGCAUAUAAAGGAUAUUGCUACCUGGGCUAGUGGAGAAGGUUCCAUACCUUCACUUGGUGCGUUUUUUGGGCAGAGAUUAGCUGUAUCAGCUGAGUCUUUGGGUGUUCCACCUGACCCUUCAUUAUUUACUUGUCAAAGGUGUGAAUCUAUCCUUCAGGCUGGCUACAAUUGUACAGCACGGAUUGAGAAGAACAAAAGAAAGGCACGAAAGAAAUACAAGACAUCCGGUAUUUCCCCGAAGAAUUCUGUUGUAUAUGAGUGUCAUUUCUGCUCACAUCGGAAUCUAAAGAGAGGAACCCCAAGAGGCUAUAUGAAAAGCCUAUAUCCUGCUAAACCAAAAACUUUAACAGUUGACCCUGCUAAAUCAGCAACCCCAAAGGCAAAAGUUGAUCCUACUGAAUCAGCAAUGCAAAGAUCUGAACAUUUGGGCAUGUUAGUGGCUAGUAUCGAUAAGGCAAAAUUUGAUCCUACUGAAUCAGCAAUGCAUAAGUCUGAACAUUUGGAUAUGUCAAUGGCUAGUACUGAUAAGGCAAGAGUUGAUCCUACUGAAUCAGCAAUGCAAAAGUCUGAUCAUUUGGAUACGUCAGUGGCUAGUAUUGAUAAGACAAGAAUUGACGCUACUGAAUCAGCAACCCAAAAGUCUGAACAGUUCGACGCUUUAGGGGGAAGUACCACAGAUGUAAUAGUUUCAUCUGAACUAGUUGGAGAUGGUCCUAUGGCUGGUCCUGCAACUCCAUUGUCAACAGUUACGGUUACUUCUCUGUUGGAUUCAAAGAAGAGGAAAAGAAAUAGAACAGGGUCCAAGAAGAAAGCUGAACCUCAGGAUGGUUCAUCCAUGACAGAUGCUGAGAAGACUGUCUCAACAUCCAGUAAGAGAAAGAAGAAGUCUUGGACUAGUUUGAAGGAAAUUGCUGAAAGUCAGAGUAGCAAUAGUAGGAAGUUCUCCAAUAUAUCUGUUCCAUUUAUUCUUUGAUUGUGAGAAUUGUAUUUUGCCCAUAGAGCACCCCCUUUUUGGGGGUUUUCAAGCCCGGUGUCCGGAGCUCAUAUUGGCGCGCUUUGACUAAAUUUGAAUCGCACACUGCAGGGCCCAUUGGGAGUGGCACUCCCUAACUUUUCUUCUCUCGUAAGUUGUAACAGUAGUUACUGUCAAAUACUAUAUGAGUAUUUAGUGUACUUUGACAAUUGUUUAGUUUCUUUUUUGAUUUACAAUUUUUUUAAGGGAAGUUCUUGGUUGUUUAACUUAAUGUUUGUCUUACCUAAUAGAAGAUAAACAAAAUAUAUGAAUUACUGUGUGAAUUAAUCCGAAUAUAUGUGGUUUAAAAUAUGGUCUUAGUCGUAGAUAAUGAGGAAUUUCAUUAUAUUUCUCAUAUAUAGAAGACUCCAACAGGAAGCUCCUCUUCGUCGUCAUGUCUGCUUCCGCAGAGGGGUAAGUUUGUCUUUUCAUGCGCUGCUUUUGUGUGUCUUCUUCAACUCUCCGCAGUUGGCCUAACUAUACAGGAACACGUCCUAACUACUACACCGCCACACAAUAACUACAAGUAGAUCAGUAUACACAAAGCUUAUCAGAUUUUCUGGGUGGUGCUCCUUUUUGCUUCGCUCAAUUCGACUAAUUUUUCAGCCACUCGGUGCUCUGAGAAGCUGUAUAACUAUUAUACCAUUGAAAAGAAGGGAAAUCCAUUGCUAAAGCAUACCAGGAAUGUGAAAUGAACUUCUUCUGCUCUUUAUUUGAGGUUUGAAGGGAUACUGAUUUCAAUUAAUUUGCAAUAGCCUCCGGCAUCAUCCUCUUCAUCUAGACUACCUGCUCUAAUGCCUCCCCGCCACUCCUCCAACUCGCAAAAACAGAGGUCUUCUAAAGGGAUGAUACUUAAAAUUUCGCAACACAGAGGUGUUAAGAGGGCUUAGUGUUGUGGGCUUUGAACUCGAAGUUAUUGGUUAUACCAUUGCUUUGGCAUAUUGUCUUCACAAAGGGCUCCCGUUUUCAGCUUUGGCGAGUACCUUUUUCUUUUGAUCCAAGCUAUAAUUUUGGUUGCAAUUAUCUACUAUUUCCUUGAACCUUAGGGAAUCAAGACAUGGCAUUGACCCCGUUACAUUAAUUUUAUGUAUAUACUAUAAUCAUUCAUUAGCUAUUACUGUUGGGCCCGUGCUAGAUUGGGAGAUGGAGGAGAUAGGCGAGUGAGGGAGUAGAGAGAGGUGAAUUGUAAAUAUAUAUCAAUCGAAUUGUAGAUGUAUAUCUGUCAAAUAAUUGUAUUUAUGUAAAUGGUAAUACAUAUGUAUUUGUAUA